AGGAUAUUCGUUAGACCAGGUAUUCAAUGCUGAAGAAACUGGUUUAAAUUAUAAAAUGUUGCCAGAAACCACAUUAGCAAUGAAAAGUGAUGUGUCAGCUCCAGGUGCAAAAAAGAGGAAAGAAAGAGUAACAAUCAUGACUUGUGCAAAUGCAUCUGGCACGUUUAGAUUACCUUUGCUCAUGAUUGGAAAAAGUGCAAGACCUCGUGUUUUAAAAAAUAUUAACAUGAAUUCAUUACCAGUUGUUUAUCGUAACCAAAAAAGUGCUUGGAUGGAUAUUCAAAUUUUUAAAACUUGGUUUUUUGAAGAGUUUGUGCCAAAAGUAACAUCCUUCUUAAUUGAAAAUGGUCUGCCUCCAAAAGCCCUUUUAUUAAUUGAUAAUGCUGCUUCUCAUCCAUCCAUCAAAAUGCUCAAAUCCAAAGGGAUUUUAGUAAAAUUUUUACCAGCUAAUACAACAAGCUUAAUCCAGCCAAUGGAUCAAGGCAUAAUUUCAACAUUCAAACGUCUCUAUAGGAAAAAUCUCCUUCAGGACAUUUUAUUAAAUUGUAAUGACGAUGACAAUACCCUAUCCUGCCUAAAAAAAAUAACCAUGAAAGAUGUCGUAUAUUGGUCUGCAGAAGCUUGGGAAGCAGUUUUGUCAUCUACACUACGAAAAGGAUGGUCCAAAAUUCUGAGAGCUGAAUUUUUGGAGAAUGAUCAGAUUCAAAAAGAUGUGAACUUGAACCAAUAUUUUCGUAGAAUUCCAGGAUGCCAACAAGUGUCUGAAAAAGACAUUGAAAAUUGGAAUGAUGAUGCUAAAUGAAACAAGAAGUGAUCCCAAGAUAUCUUUUGAUGAUGCUUUUAUGGCUUUAGAAACAUCACUUCGUUUUAUUGAAACACAAGCAGAAGUUACAUCAAAUGAGUUGAUAACUUUUAGAAAGUGGCGAAAUUAUGCAGCUGAAAAAAGAAUACAGGGUAAAAAAAAACAAGCUUUGGUUACAGAUUAUUUCAUAUAAUUUACCACUGAAUUUGUUUUGUUUGUCACUUUGUUUACUCUUUUAAUAUUUUUUUUUAAAGAAAUAAACACAUUUUUAAAAAUUGCAUUCACAUAGUUACGUAAUUACUGCAAUUAGGGAUUCAUUUCGGAUUAUCCGACAUUUUCGUUAUCCGACAUCCCUUCAGCCCCGAUUAAGUCGGAUAAUUGGGAGUCUACUGUAAUAGAUUCAAAAAAUACAUUAACAUUGUAAAGCUACAAAAAGGAAGAAAUCAUACUUACAUCUACAUUGAUGUUGGUACAAUCAUCAUUUAUCAAUGGUGUAAUAAUCUUGUAAUUAUAAACACCCCAAAAAAAAAAAAAAAAAAAAAAAAAAAAAUCAUUUAUCAAUGAUACGAUACGCUUGAAAUUUUCAAACUGUCAAAUUAUGUCCAAGUGACCAAAAAUCAGCGAAUAGGUAGAGUUUAUAUCGACACGCGACACCCCAAACAUCCACAAUGCAUUUAAUGACGGAGUGUAUUGAUCACUCAUCUAUCUCAAUCUGUUCAUGACAAAUCAGUUCAGUAAGUUUAAUUAGGUAUAGAAAUUCCAUUUUUUUAAAAUCUUGGAAAAAAGACCCUUGGUAUUUUUUAUAAGUGUACCGCGAUUCGACUCCAUGAAAUAGGCAUCACUGCUGACAUUGAAAAGGCAUUUUUACAAAUGGUCUACAGGGAUUCAGUACGAUUUUUGUGGGUCAGGGAUAUUAAUUUACCCCCUAGGAUAGAUAAUUUAAUUUUUCUUCGAUUUGCUAGGGUUCCAUUUGGUGUUAUUUCGUCUCCUACGUUGCUUAAUUUAGUCAUAAAGCUCUUACUUUCGGCUACCAACGAUCCCGCGAAUGCUGAUUGGCUUUCUAGGGUACGAGACAAUUUUAUGUCGAUAAUUUUGUCACGUCGAUAGAAGAUAUGAAAAACAGCUUCGGAUAUUUUUUAUAAAUUACAGGCAAAAUUUCUUUCAAUAUCAAUGAAUCUUCGAGAGUGGACGUCAAACUCGUUACCAUUCUUGAAGAGACACAAUUUGAACUAUUUUCUUCAAAUUCUCCUCCGGUCAGUGUCUUGGGCAUAGACUGGAAUAGAGAAUAAGAUUCGUUGAUUAUUAAAAAACCAAUUCUUGAUUCGCCAAUAGCAGGUGUAACUAAACGUAGUGCAUUAAGUUACGACCCUCUUGAGUUUCAGUAGUUUCCGUUGUUUCCGGUUAAAACAUUAUUUGUGUGCGCAUAUCAUUGCUUCCUGUGUGAUCUUCAAAUUUUAAAGCAAAGGUAAAAUAGAUACAAUUCGUUAAUCGAGUAGUAAAAUGAAUUAGAUUAUUCUCAUGGUGUUAUGUUGUAUAGUAUUGCUUUUCAUUUUUACAGAACAGAAAAUUAUAAGGAUAAUUUUCAUUUCUGUACUAAAUUAGAAUUUUCCUGUUACAGUGUUGGUUCUGUAGUUAUGGCAUUCUACGACAAUUACGAUGAGGAAGAAAUAAGAAUGUUGCUAAUGUCCGAGGAAAGUAUAAACGUACUUUCUGCUAGCCCAAAUUUGGAACAAGCCCAAAUUGAAUACUUCGAAAAAAAGAAUGAAAUUGAAAAUCUGGAGAAACUUCCUUGCGUGGUAUGUUCCAUAUGUCUAGAAAACUUAGCAGUUCCUCCAGACGAAGUAUGCAGUGGUAAGCAGACUGAUAACACCAUGUAAAACUAAGUGGGGGCACGUAGGACACGGAGUAUGCUUUCUACGAGCAUACACAUUACAAGUAAACAACCAAGAGGCACCAUGUCCGGUAUGCAGAACAAUGUACACACUUAACACAUUACAGGUAAAACAUCUGAGAUAUACUUGAGGUUGAAAACCAAAUCAGAAUUCAGGGGACACAGUCUGUUCAAAAAGCAUUCACGAAAACAUAUAGUAAUUCGGAUAUCCUUCUUCGGUUUCGAGAGAUGCAGAGGCUCUAAGCACUGCUACGAGCAACUUGUGGACACAGCAGAACACAGCUUACCAGAUCACGCAGAGUAUUCGGGAGGAAUUAAAUGUAUUCGAAACAAACUAACUAAAAUUAGUCAAAAGCAGUUGUAUCGUGUUAUAGUUUUAGUGGAUUCCGUUGCAACUCGCACGAGCUGAGCAUUGGACAGAAAUUUCGCUUCAGAACGCGCAUUUACACUCGUUUAAAAAUGCAUUUUGCUUAAGUGAAGAGACGAUUAUGAAUGCACUACAUAAGCAUAACUUGAAUAUUCAGCUGAACGAUUUCACUGAACACCGAACUUGAAAAUACGACACGUUCCUGGCGCUCAAAAUCCAGCUGAUAAUAGAUGAUUAAAAUCACACAGAUCGAGUGGUAUAAAGAGAUUAAAGUCUCAUUUGCGCAUCUAUUGGAAUCUCCAACUGAAACAACGCAAGAAAAGCUUCACUAAUGGAAACACUCGACGAACUUACAUUCGAAAGCCAUCUUGAACAGAACGAUUUGUUUAAGAAUGGAAGCAUUUGUGGGCCACCCUGUAUGUCGUCGCCAGAUGCGCACCUAUUGUCGAUACCUACAUCUGUAAACUGAUCACAAUUAAGUAAAAUAAAAUAUGCUUAUAAAUGAGUCGUCAGGAAUUAUUGGCGAUUGACCUUUUGUCAAAAAAAUUCUAACUUUGAUUCGAUUCAACGAGCUACUUUCACAAUUCAAUGCAAUCAACGCAUAAAUGUAGUAGAACAUUUCCAGGAGUACAAAUACCACACAAAUGAAUAAUAAGGGACUAGAAGGUUUUCUCUGAAAGCAAAUUAUUUCUCGACACGUAGAUUUUCAUCCACGUUGAAUUUUUUCUCCACUGAAUGAAUUGAAUGCGCGUUGCGAAAUAAUAAAUUUGUCAUUUGAAACAUCAUUCAUUUUAAUUUUAUUUAGGUAAUUUGGUUAUUUUAAUGAAAAAAGCUAAAUUUAAUAUUUUUAAAUGAAUUGAAUAUAAUUAGUAUAAUAUAUUUUUUUUUAGAUUCAACGAAAUUCUCAAUUUUCCCAUUUCGAUUAAUAUAUCAUUUCCUCCGGUGCCAAAAACUUUGUGGAGGGGAGAAAUUCCAGGAAAAAUUCAAAAACGUCAAGAAACGUGCAUUCAAUUACAGAGUCACUGAAAAAACACUAAAUUAUUGACAAUUGAUACCAGCUCAGCUUAUUCGGCCGAACUCAUGUCCGCCUGGUGGAAAACGUAAAUAACACCAUAAACACAUUUUGCUGGAUGAACUUUACCUUCACAUUGGUGGAACUAGUUCAGGUGGUAUUUGUUCUGCGGGAGGUAGUUUGAAGAAAAUGUUCGGGAAUAUGUGCGUAACAUUGGUAUGUGGAUUUUGAGAAGUGAAAAAAAUACAGGUUAAUCCAUCAUCCAACCACAAUGAUGCAAGGAAGAAACAUAUCGAAAUGUGUCCGGUGCCAUGCGAUCCUAUACCACGACAGAUACGUGAAUACCUUUGCAAAGACGUUCAUGCUUAUAAUAAACACCGUACGUCUCAUGACUGUUCGCGAUCGAUAAACCCAAAUAAUAUUCCAAAAUGCCGAAGACCAAAUCAAUGCAGAAUAUGCGAAAGAUGGUACAUCAGCGCUACUGGGAAGCUGGCCCAUGUAAAAAGAAUUCACAGAAGGAGGUGCUACAGAUGUGGUGUAUGCGAUUUUGUCGUGGAUACCAGCAAUACUGUUAUCCAGCAUCAAAAAAAUUUGACCCAGUCGGAUGAUGAAGACGAUCUGUAAUCCAAUCUCGAAUUCAAGACCUGCUACUAAAUUUAUAAGUAUGUUUUAAUGUUUUUUUAUAUUUUUUUUGCAUAAUUGUAUAGGUUUUGUUUGUUUGUUUGUUUGUUGUUGUUGUUUCAUGUUCUCAUUCUAAUUAAAGAAAUUUUUUUUUGUA
Molecule: messenger RNA, 4850 nt
Organism: Planococcus citri (citrus mealybug)
Lineage: Eukaryota; Metazoa; Arthropoda; Insecta; Hemiptera; Pseudococcidae
Exons: 4
Coding region: 4370-4696 (108 amino acids)
Source: RefSeq, a predicted model, not a curated record